This is a messenger RNA of Acanthisitta chloris (rifleman), 906 nucleotides long. RefSeq names its product Ig heavy chain Mem5-like. Bases 1 to 906 code for a protein of 301 amino acids. The transcript has 7 exons. Gene Ontology annotation, molecular function: immunoglobulin receptor binding; antigen binding. Lineage: Eukaryota; Metazoa; Chordata; Aves; Passeriformes; Acanthisittidae. Gene Ontology annotation, cellular component: immunoglobulin complex, circulating; blood microparticle; external side of plasma membrane. Gene Ontology annotation, biological process: phagocytosis, recognition; complement activation, classical pathway; defense response to bacterium. The record is from RefSeq and is a predicted model, not a curated record.
AUGCUUCGCUGGAUACUACUGGUCAUCACCUUUGCUGCAGCCCUUAGAGCUACCCUUUCCCAGAUAAAGAUGAUGGCAUCUGGUCCUAAGGAAGGGAAGGUCUCCAGCUCAUUCUCACUCACCUGUACUGUAACGGGAACACCUCUGGAUAGCCCUAAGUAUGCCUGGAACUCUGUCCGUCAGACCCCAGGAGGGCAGCUGCAAUUUAUAGGCUGGAUCUAUCCUUUUGGGAAUAACACAGGCUAUGCCCCAACGUUCCAAGGCCGAGCCAACUUUUCUGCAGAUAAAAUCAAAGGCAAGAACACCAUGAAGCUGCAUGACCUUACAGCCUCGGACACAGCCACCUACUUCUGUACCAGGCAGAACACAGUGGGAGAACUGCUUGUGGCAACCGACAGACUUGUGUUUGGGACUGGAAUCCCUCUCUCGCUUCAGCCAAACACUCAAGAAGGAUCUGCCCCAGAAGUCAUUGUGCUCAAAUCGAAGGAGCCCAAACAACAUGACAACAAAGUCAACGUGGCUUGUUUGGCAAGGACUUUCUACCCUAAGAACAUCAGCCUUGAUGUGCCCAAGGGUGUCGUGGUGUAUGACCUGAAGGCACCUCUUGUCACAUCUGAGGGGACAUACAGUACCACGAAGGUCUUUGCAGUGGAGCCAGACACAGAGGUGACCUGCAGGGCUCAGCACAGAGGGACCAAGGGUGAAGACAGUGUGAUCCUGGCAGAAGAGAAGACUGAAGGAUUUGGAAGAGUUAAUGUUUGCAACCUCACAGAUGCCUCAAAAAAAGCAAAUGUCAAAAUGGAGAAAAUGAAUAUGCUGUUUAUGGGGGUUUUGGGGUUGAGAGUUCUGCUGGCAAAGAGCAUCAUCUUGAACACACUCAUGAGUACCAAGCUGUUCCUCUUCUGA